Molecule: messenger RNA, 739 nt
Organism: Cylicocyclus nassatus
Lineage: Eukaryota; Metazoa; Nematoda; Chromadorea; Rhabditida; Strongylidae
Source: the annotation of a GenBank genome assembly
GAAUGAUACGAUGUUUGCUGCUCGUUGCUGCUUUUGUAGUUUUCGCAGGUGAAACUACCAAGCGAUUAGGUUCAGCUACGAGCAGUUCCAGAGUCAAUAGUCGAGCCCACUGCUCCCGAAUAGACUGCCAAACGGAUGCCUCCUGCCUUUUAUGUAAAUUUCCUUUGGAUUGCGAGCUUGAUGAGCUCGUUAACGUCAACUGUACAUCAGUCAAAGAAUGUGGUCCGAACCAGAUUAGCGUUAACAGAGAUGCUUUUUGCAGAUACUGCUGGCAGUCUGAUCCGUCAGACUACGACUGCUUGCCCCAGUCCAAUUGUUCAACCACUAGUACGCAGCUCGUAUUGACAGAAUGCACGGUGCAUCCAAAUGUGAUAUGCAAAGGUCGACGAACAUUUAACAAGAGAAUAAGGUGUAGCUGGUCAUCAGGUAUCAGCUGGGCAAAAGCGAUGUUUUUGUCGGUAACGCUGGGUGGGUUUGGCGCAGAUCGUUUCUAUCUUGGCCUUUGGAAGUCAGCAAUUGGAAAACUCUUCAGUUUUGGAGGUCUUGGAGUGUGGACAGUAGUAGAUGUUGUACUCAUAGCCACAGGUUAUAUACGUCCCGCAGAUGGUUCUAUGUACAUGUAGUUCAAACUUGUCUUACGUGGGGUUUUGCAUACGGGUUAUAAUCGUCUUUGCCAUUUGUUUCUUGAACUGUUUGCAAGUUGUUAUUUCUUUUAUCGAUAAAGAUUUUUUGAUUUUAC